AUGGGAAGUAGUCAAUCAACCAGUCGAGCGGCCAAGUUCAGCGGCUCAGGCUCGGCUCGCCGAAGUAUGCGCUCGCCACGAACCGCGCCGUCGACUGAGCCAACGCAGCGUCGGGCAACGUCAUUCCGGAACACGAAUCGAAAUGUGAAGGAAUUUUCGAAAUUCUGGUCAGACGCGGCUCAGGUCAAACCGAAAUCAUCGUCGCGUGCGUCGACGAAACGCGCCGGCUCGGUACGUCGCAAUCGAACCCAAUCCGUCGAUGUUCGGAGACCGAGCAAGGCGCUGAAUGUGCCGGCGAACUCGACGACCAACACGCCAACGACUUGUCACGAACGUCGAGAAGUCGUGGAAGUAUCGCCGCAGAGAGUUCACAAUCCGCUCGAUCCGAAAUCUAUUCCAGCGAGUUCAAUCAUGCCGCAAUCGCCGCAGCGCGACUCAAACGAAUGUCGCUGA
Caenorhabditis bovis is the source of this 453-nucleotide messenger RNA. The record is from the annotation of a GenBank genome assembly. Lineage: Eukaryota; Metazoa; Nematoda; Chromadorea; Rhabditida; Rhabditidae.